AUGAAUAUGAACGAUCUUCCACAUAAUGUUUUAUAUAAUAUAUGUAAAUAUUUAUUUUUCAUUGAUGUUAUAAACUUGUCAAAAACAUGCAAACAACUAUAUAUUUUAAUUGAAAAUAAUGAUUAUUUUUGGAUGCUAUUAAUUCAAAAUCAUUUUGGAUCGAUAUUAUAUCAACGCUAUGUUAAUCAAAUAUUUCAAAACAAGAAAAAUUCUGAUUAUGUUUUAUAUCGAACAAAAAAAGAUAUACAAAAAUUUGAAAAAUGUUUUCGAAGACAUUUCGAGUGGGAAAUGUGUAAUAUUUGGUUAUGGAAUGUAUUAAAUGGUAAAGAUAAUAGUGAUGGCUAUAUAGCUCAUAAAAGUAUAACUAAACAAAAACAACGUCCACGUACAAAUGAAUUAAAAAUGUCUUUAACAACUGAAGAAUUCUUUGAAUCUUAUUUAAAUAGAAAUAAAUAUUUAAAUAAUGAAAAUAUUCGACAAAUAUCAUUGUAUAAAUUAAUUUAUUAUUAUUUUAUUGAAGCGAAACGUUUAUUAGGUAUUGAUUUAUUUGUAAUAGAUCUUCGUUGUACACCACGUCAUAGAAGUUGUCCCAUACGAAAAUAUCUAAAUCAGGAAUAUCUAAAUCAUGAAUAUGAUUUAAAUAGUUUAACAGGUCGAUGUGUCCGUUUAUAUUCAACUCCAUUGAGAGAUUUAGGAGGUAUAAAAGGUAAAUUUAAAUCAAUAUUACCUGGAAUCUAUGAAAUUAUAUGUCGUAUUAAACUGGAUAAGAACAAUGUAUAUUUAACGUACUAUACUGAAUGUUGUAGUAAAGAUCAUAGAGUAGAAAAAAGUGUCGAAUGUUCUUUUUAUGCACUAGCUGAUCAUGGUCUCGAUUGUGAAUGUGAUUCGAAAACAAUGAAUUUUGAUUGGUUUGAAUCAAACUAUUUAUUACAUGAGAAUAUUAAUUGGUUUAAUGAAACAAUGGGUAAAAUAAAAGUAUUCGAAUUAUCGAAUAUUUAUUUUGGAUUUCGAAUUAGAUCAGAUUAUGGUUAUCGCAAUAUUUUAUUUGACUAUAUACAAUUAAAUAUUAUUAAAUAA
Molecule: messenger RNA, 1077 nt
Organism: Rotaria sordida
Lineage: Eukaryota; Metazoa; Rotifera; Eurotatoria; Philodinida; Philodinidae
Source: the annotation of a GenBank genome assembly